AUGUCGGAUUCAGCUUCCGAGGGCUGGCAUCCCAAUGAGCCAGACCAUCUUGGGUCCGACGCCGGCACUGAGGAAAUGACUACACCGGAAUUUUGGGGGGCAUUGCAUGGUGAAGACCUUGCCUUUCCGGGGAAGCAUGAAGCAGCUAUUGCUUCGUCCUCUAUCCCUGUACCCACCAAACCGCUAGAAAGGAUUCAGUCAGAUAACCAGCUUCAGUCGGACCACAGAAAAUUGAAAGUCACCGAGGAUUCAUUCGACGACCACUUUGGGGCUGCAGGGAUGGAGAGCGAGGCGAAUGAUCACAAGUGUUUGGGCAAAGCAGCAUCGACCUGGGAUCCUUCCGUGUCUACUGCCAUCGACUAUGAAAUAGCCAAGAUAUACAAUCACGCGGAUCACUGUCGAAAUGCCUAUUGUUCACAAGCUAAAGCUUUCUUUGAUGAAAUACAGUCUCGUGAGUGA
This is a messenger RNA of Penicillium chermesinum, 459 nucleotides long. RefSeq lists its product as uncharacterized. Bases 1 to 459 code for a protein of 152 amino acids. Lineage: Eukaryota; Fungi; Ascomycota; Eurotiomycetes; Eurotiales; Aspergillaceae. The record is from RefSeq and is a predicted model, not a curated record. The transcript has a single exon.